Messenger RNA from Sclerotinia sclerotiorum 1980 UF-70, 396 nucleotides. Its product is annotated as 60S ribosomal protein L32. The transcript has 4 exons. Gene Ontology annotation, molecular function: structural constituent of ribosome. The record is from RefSeq and is a predicted model, not a curated record. Bases 1 to 396 code for a protein of 131 amino acids. Gene Ontology annotation, cellular component: ribosome; cytosolic large ribosomal subunit. Gene Ontology annotation, biological process: translation. Lineage: Eukaryota; Fungi; Ascomycota; Leotiomycetes; Helotiales; Sclerotiniaceae.
AUGGUUUCCGCUAAGAAGCACGUUCCUAUCGUCAAGAAGCGCACCAAGCGUUUCAACAGACAUCAGAGCGACUCCUACAAAUGUGUCGACGCAAGCUGGAGAAAGCCCAAGGGUAUUGAUAACCGUGUCCGAAGACGGUUCAAGGGACAAAUGGUUAUGCCAUCGAUUGGUUUCGGAUCCAACAAGAAGACCCGCCACAUGAUGCCAUCCGGCCACAAGGCCUUCCUCGUCAACAACACCUCCGACGUUGACCUCCUCCUCAUGCACAACAAGACCUUCGCCGCAGAGAUCUCCCACGCCGUUUCAUCGAGAAAGAGAGUUGAGAUUGUUGCACGCGCCAAGGCACUUGGUGUUAAGGUUACCAACGCAAAGGCAAGAGUUACGACUGAGGUUUAA